AACAAUCAGUUAAAUUAAACAAGUUCACAAAUAAAGUAAUGAUUGGAUGAAGAGGUUUACAAAUCGAGGACGACCUCAUUAUUAGUUAAACCGGAUUUUCGGAUGCAAUACGGGAUUGGUUUUCGGUUUACAAAUUUGACCUAUUUCUUGUUUUGCUAAACAAUUUUUUUACUGACGAAAAAGAAUGUUUUCUAGAAGAAUAAUACGAUCUGCACCUUCAAUUAAGUUAAAUGGUUUCAUAAAGAAAAAUAUUCAUCAAAGCAGUGUAAGACACAAUUCUAAGGUAUAUGAGCUGAGAGUAUACCAGGUAAAACCAGAAAGUGUAAAGCCCUUUAUGGAGUUGUCUAAAGAGUGGCUCCAUCUACGAACACAGCACUCUGUAUUGAUUGGCUAUUGGACUAGUGAAAUAGGUGGUAUUAAUGAUAUGGUACACAUCUGGGAAUAUGAUAGUUUGGACCACAGAGCCAAAGUAAGACAAGCUUUAGCUGGUGAUGCCUCCUGGAUAGCUAAUUACUUUGGCAAAAUAUUACCAAUGAUGACACGACAGGAGAAUUCUUUACUGGUACCUAAUGGAGAACUCAAUCUUAAUCAACAAGAUCUCAAAGGUGUUUAUGAACUGGAAGUUUUCAAUGGUAAAACAGUUGAACGACCUGAAGACAAAUUACUGGGAUCUUUCACAGGACUGAUUGGACCACUCAACACUGGCUGCAACCUGUGGUUCCACAAGUCAGUAGAUGAUAUGGUUAACAGUUUAAAGAAAGUCAAUAGUAAAGGAUCUACUGCUACAGGCCAUUCACGCUUGCUGAUGCCGACACCAUGGUCACCGCUGAAGUGA
Molecule: messenger RNA, 835 nt
Organism: Mytilus trossulus (common blue mussel)
Lineage: Eukaryota; Metazoa; Mollusca; Bivalvia; Mytilida; Mytilidae
Product: protein NipSnap homolog 3A-like
Exons: 6
Coding region: 185-835 (216 amino acids)
Cellular component (GO): mitochondrion
Source: RefSeq, a predicted model, not a curated record